Molecule: messenger RNA, 2162 nt
Organism: Nematolebias whitei (Rio pearlfish)
Lineage: Eukaryota; Metazoa; Chordata; Actinopteri; Cyprinodontiformes; Rivulidae
Gene: wdr32
Product: WD repeat domain 32
Exons: 7
Coding region: 191-1744 (517 amino acids)
Cellular component (GO): Cul4-RING E3 ubiquitin ligase complex
Molecular function (GO): protein binding
Source: RefSeq, a predicted model, not a curated record
UAGCUAAUGUUUGUUUUUACGGGCAGGCGACGAGGAGCUGCCAAAACUGGAAACAAAUCGACCGUGAGCAUGCAGCUAAAGUGCCCUGCUAUCUUAAACAAGUGCAGAAAGAAGUCAUUAUUUGACUCUGCUUCUCCCCGCUGAGCUGAGAGGCUGCUCCCCGACACCAAGCGGCCGUGCGGAAGCUACAAUGAGCGCCGAGCACCGGAGCGACGCCGAGGAGUCCCAGGACAGGCCUGACAACACCGGCAGCGUCUCAGACAAAGAUGAAGAACCUGAUAUCGAUGAGUCGGACGACGAAAAUGACCAUGCUAGGAGGGUGUCUCCUUCGCAGCCGGGAAGCAGCGGGGACCAGCCGGAGCCAGCGGGCUCUCCCGGGGCGGACAAGCCAAAAGCCCGCUGCUCGGCGGCCGCUGCGCCGCAGAGUGGGAGCGGCGGGAGCCGGGGGGAUAGUCUGUUUUCCUGGCUGCGGAGCAGGACUAUACGACGGGGUUUGUUCGUGGAUCCAGCUCGGGAUAACUUUAGGACAAUGACCAGUCUGUACUGCUCAAUGAAUCCAGCUGUGGAGUCAGUCAAUCUGAGCACCCAGACCCACGGAGCCGUGUUCAACCUGGAGUACUCCCCGGACGGGUCUGUGCUAACUGUGGCCUGUGAGCAGACCGAGGUCCUCCUGUUUGAUCCAGUUUCAUCCAGGCACAUCAGAACCCUGACAGAGGCCCAUGAAGACUGUGUCAACAACAUAAGGUUUUUAGACAAUCGUUUGUUUGCCACCUGCUCCGACGACACCACAAUUGCAUUGUGGGACCUGCGCAAGCUGAACUCAAAGGUGUGCUCGUUGCACGGCCACGCCAGCUGGGUGAAGAACAUCGAGUACGACACCAACACUCGACUCCUGGUUACAUCUGGCUUUGACGGCAACGUCAUCACGUGGGACACCAACAGAUUUACAGAAGAUGGCUGCCCGCACAAAAAGUUCUUCCACACUCGCUACCUGAUGAGGAUGCGUCUGACGCCGGACUGUUCCAAGAUGCUCAUCUCUACUUCCUCGGGGUACCUGCUCAUCCUUCAUGACCUGGACCUCACCCAGUCCCUUGAAGUGGGCAGCUACCGCAUGCUGCGUGCACGACGGACGCCCCUCAGCUCAGAUGGAGGCACCUCAGCAUCCAGAGCAUCAGCGACUGCUCGCCAGGGAAACGACUCCAGCAAGAUUCAUCCUCACAGAGAAGGCCUUUCUCCAAGGAACAGUCUGGAGGUUUUAACACCUGAAAUCCCAGGAGAGAAGGACCGGGGCAACUGCAUCACAUCCCUGCAGCUCCACCCGAAAGGCUGGGCCACGCUCAUCCGCUGCUCCAGCAACAUGGACGACCAGGAGUGGACGUGUGUGUACGAGUUCCAGGAGGGGGCGCCCACACGGCCGCUGGUCUCCCCUCGCUGCUCCCUCCGCCUCACCCACUACAUCGAGGAGGCCAACGUGGGCCGAGGUUACAUCAAAGAACUUUGCUUCAGUCCUGACGGGCGGCUCAUCUGCUCCCCCUAUGGUUACGGCGUACGCCUGCUGGCUUUCGACGAGCGCUGCGGCGAGCUGGCCGACUGCUUGCCGGUUCAAACCAGCUGCCUCCGGGAGAUCCGCUCCAUCUACUCGCACAGCGACGUGGUGCUCACCACCAAGUUCUCUCCGACGCACUGCCAGCUGGCCUCAGGCUGCCUCAGUGGGCGCGUGGCCCUUUACCAGCCCAAGUUUUAACAUCAAGUGCUGUCAAAGGACUGAGCUCUGCAGACCUGGGGAAAGAAGCUUUCAGUGUGAGGAACAAGUCUGAAAGUAAAUCAAAGAAGCAAAGAUCACAUUUUGAUAAUGACCAAAUUUCUGCUGAACUCUAACAUUGUCCUUCUAGAUUGUUCAUGCAGCGCUCCUAUCUUAUCCUUUGUGCAGAUGCAGGUAUUUAUCUAAAUCACCAUUUUCUGUGUUAAGUUCUUCUGACAAAGAUGUACUGUAGUUGAAAACAAAUGUUGACGCCCUGGCAUUUGUUUUUAAGUGCUCACUGGACCUCUUUCAGUGCACAUAUUUUAAAUAUUAAAGUGCACAGUAACCCUGUACAUUUUAUGUCAAAGUUCAUGCUCAAUAAUUCUGGUAAAAAAAAAAAAAAAAAAUCCAACAAAGUUCA